AUGCAUUGGGAGGAAUUGAAUAUGGUUUCUGAUAAACACAAAAAUUCCAUUUUUAAGGGGAUUUCGGUGCUUGCGAGGACGGAAAUGCCCGUCACAAAACGGGUGGCCAUAAAUUUCCGGUGGGGUGUGAACUUCCCUGAGGAUUUGGGGAAGCAAAUGCCAGUUUUGAGCGUGAAUAAGAUUGGGAUUGAGAGGAUUCAUGAGGCAAAGGAAGAGAAGGGUGUGAAAGAGAAGAGUAAGGGAGGUGAUGUGGAAUUGAUGAAAGGAAUGUUUUUAUGGAUGAGAAGAGAACUGGAUGUGUUACAGAGAGAUAAUAGGGAGAUGAAGCAUAGAUUGGAGGAAAUGAAGUUGGGGAACUUGGCCAGCGAUCAACGUGGGGGCGCUGAGGGUGUCAGAAAGAAGGCAUUGCCAGUGCUUGAAAAUCCUGGUGCGUUUGAGCAGUGGAGGAGCAAGAAUAGUGGUGGGCAAGAGAAUGGUUGGAAAGAGGCGAAGAAGAAUGGGAAUCGUGUAAGUGAUGUGGAGAGUGAAUUGCAGAGAGCUAUUAAGGCAGCUUCCUCUUAA
This is a messenger RNA of Ilex paraguariensis (yerba mate), 561 nucleotides long. The record is from the annotation of a GenBank genome assembly. NCBI's taxonomy places the organism in Eukaryota, Viridiplantae, Streptophyta, Magnoliopsida, Aquifoliales, Aquifoliaceae.